CCCAUUUCACCGAGAGGUGUAGAGUCUAGCUUUCCAGUACUGGCACAGGAAGCGAUUCGCAACAUUCAGAAAGUUUGUUGCAGGGACGUAAUCGGGGUUUUCUGGCUGUAUCACGUUCUUGGCUUCGCGAUACUGGAGGUAUUGCAAUCGAUAGCGUCAUCUGUGACGUUCUUCUAGUCAGCAGAAACAUCGGUGGACCUCACCUGUACAGUCUCUGCGAUGCAGCAGAUGAGAAGUCUCUGAAAUAUAGUAAAAGGGCUGCAAAGUCCAUAAAGAAACAUCUUUCCGAAAAUUGCGCAAGGGGCCAAAGGUUUUAUCGGUCAUACCAUGUGCUACCAUGUCGCGCAGGUGAAGUGAUACGCCUAUUACCUGACGAUCGCUACCCGAAGUCUUAUGAUUUCCAUACUCCCCGAGCGAAACUUAAUGAAAUACUCAAAGCUGUGGUGAAAACUGUUGCUGCAGUGCCCUCUACUUUGUCCAGCAAGUUAGGAGUAACCAUUUUCAAUCUCCUUACCAAGGAACAGUUCCACUUGGUUCAUUAG
This is a messenger RNA of Pocillopora meandrina, 542 nucleotides long. The record is from the annotation of a GenBank genome assembly. Lineage: Eukaryota; Metazoa; Cnidaria; Anthozoa; Scleractinia; Pocilloporidae.